Molecule: messenger RNA, 228 nt
Organism: Prunus armeniaca (apricot)
Lineage: Eukaryota; Viridiplantae; Streptophyta; Magnoliopsida; Rosales; Rosaceae
Source: the annotation of a GenBank genome assembly
AUGACUUUAGCUGGUCGGAUUUCUGCUAUGCUUACAGCAGCUUCUGUCGACAUCUUUGGAGUCUCCUUCGGGGUCUCCAUAUUUGCCUCCAUUUUGCUCAUCUUGCUUCUCUGGACCUCCAUCAUUACCCUCUACAAGAGGAUCUCCAAACAGACCUAUUCUCGUAAUGCUAGUGCUGGUGCUGGCCCACCUCCACAGUCACCAGCUGCGCCACAGACAUAUAAUUAG